Clupea harengus (Atlantic herring) is the source of this 2358-nucleotide messenger RNA. It is a transcript of the gene gnas, whose product is annotated as GNAS complex locus. Gene Ontology annotation, molecular function: G-protein beta/gamma-subunit complex binding; ionotropic glutamate receptor binding; mu-type opioid receptor binding. Lineage: Eukaryota; Metazoa; Chordata; Actinopteri; Clupeiformes; Clupeidae. Gene Ontology annotation, cellular component: heterotrimeric G-protein complex; cytoplasm. Gene Ontology annotation, biological process: sensory perception of chemical stimulus; adenylate cyclase-activating dopamine receptor signaling pathway. The record is from RefSeq and is a predicted model, not a curated record.
AUUGACGGCAAAGCAAGAGGAACAAACAGAGAUAAGUGGCGAGGCUGUUUCGGACAUGAUAUUUUCUCGUUUUAAAACAGCGGACUUGAUGCCAAAACCUUUUCUGCGAGCGAACGAACAAGGCUGAGAUAAUAGCUAUUGGUCCCUAUCCAGUCCUGAUCAAGAUUCUGUUUUUAGGUUGACGACCCGUCGGUAGAGGUAGCGUAAGCCUCUACCUGCUCCGGAUUACUGUCAGUAUGAUGUUUCUUCUCGGUGACUUUUGCACUUGUCAUCUGAAUAAUAAGUAACGGUGUCGACCUCACGGGCAGCCAUGGGGAUGUGCCACAGCUUCAGGUCCAGGUUAUUAGGAUCCCAGUCUGCGCGAGCCUACACCGGGCGCUCGGGCGCUCCCGCGGGGUUAGAUGGCGAGUCUGGACCAACGGACAGCUCCGCCACGGACCCGCAGCUGCGCGAGCGCCUCCUGUUGGAGGAGAGAGCACGGGCUAAAGCCGGGGAAAAGCGAAGCCGGAAUAUAGACAAGAGCCUUAAAGCUGAGAAGAGAGAGUACCUGCAAACGCACCGGCUCCUGCUCUUAGGUGCUGGGGAGUCUGGGAAAAGCACCAUUGUCAAGCAGAUGCGCAUUCUACACGUCAAUGGCUUCAACGCAGAAGAGAAGAAACAGAAGAUUCACGACAUAAAGAACAACAUAAAGGAGGCCAUAGAGACUAUAGUAACAGCCAUGACCACGCUGGCCCCUCCAGUCCCUCUAGCUAGUCCACAGAACCAGUUCCGGAUCGAAUACAUCCGUAACCUGGCCAAUCAGAAGGACUUUGAGUUCUCAUCUGAGUUUUAUGAACACACUAAAAGCCUUUGGCGGGAUGAUGGGGUGAAGGCCUGCUUCGAGAGAUCCAACGAGUAUCAGCUGAUCGACUGCGCACAGUACUUCCUAGACAAGAUUGACAUUGUGAAACAGAGUGACUACACCCCCACAGACCAGGACCUUUUGAGAUGCAGAGUUCUGACAUCUGGGAUUUUUGAGACAAGAUUCCAAGUGGACAAAGUCAAUUUCCAUAUGUUUGACGUUGGAGGUCAGAGGGAUGAACGCAGAAAGUGGAUCCAGUGCUUCAAUGAUGUGACAGCCAUCAUCUUCGUGGUGGCGAGUAGCAGCUAUAACAUGGUGAUCCGAGAGGACAAUCACACCAACCGCCUGCAGGAGGCGCUCAACCUCUUCAAGAACAUCUGGAACAACCGGUGGCUUCGGACCAUCUCAGUCAUUCUCUUCCUGAACAAGCAGGACCUGCUGGCAGAGAAAGUUCUAGCAGGGAAAUCCAAAAUCGAGGACUACUUCCCUGAGUUCGCACGCUACACCACGCCUGACGAUGCCACUCCUGAGUCGGGGGAGGACCCGCGCGUCACGAGGGCUAAGUACUUCAUCCGCGACGAGUUUCUGAGGAUCAGCACAGCGAGCGGAGACGGACGUCACUACUGCUACCCCCACUUCACGUGCGCCGUGGACACCGAGAACAUCCGCCGCGUCUUCAACGACUGCCGGGACAUCAUCCAGAGGAUGCACCUACGACAGUACGAACUCCUGUGAUUGGACGAGAGAGGACCACAGACUCCAGCCCCUAUAUUCCCUCUCUCUCUCUCUCUCUCUCACACACACACACACACACACACACACACACACACACACACACACACACACACACACUCCCCAUCCCAGACCCCCCCAACCUCCCUCCUGCCCUCUGCUGGUGACUCACGGUCUCGGUCGAGAGACGACUGACUGCAACUCAAACUCGUUAAACCACACACACACACACACACACACACACACACACACACACACACACACAUACACACACAUGCCUGAACAUGGCCAGGACUGCUAAACUCCCCCAGCACUCAGGACUGAGUCAAACAACACACACUCUCUUUCUCUCUCUCUCUCUCACACACACACACACACACACACACACACACACACACACACACACACACACACACACACACACACACACACACACACACUCCUGUGCUGGGGGUCCUGACUGCAGUGCCUGAGUGAUCCUGGCCUGUUGAGAUUCUUCUGCUCACGCUCAGAACCAGCCUCGCUGGGAACCUUUAGGAUGACCAAUCAGAGUGAAGGGGCUGGCCGCGAGGCUCCGCCUGCCUGCGUGACGGGCUGAUGAUUGACAGGACUGAGGGGGAAGUGUACCGUCAAGCAUAAACUUAUGCAGACAGUGAACUUCACGCUGAGCAAAAAAUACAAGCUAUAUAUAUAGAUAUUUAUAUAUGUGUGUAUAUAAAUAUGUAUAUAUAUAAAUAUAAAUCUCUAUAUAAAUAUUAUAUAUUCCUGUAUUAACACAAGUCAAC